CAGUAGCCUCGGCGGUCGCACACUCGGACCAACACAACUUCACUUCUCAAGACGCGCUUGUCAAACUCGCUGUCCUCCUACAGCCUUGUCAAGUUUGUCCCUGCACAACACCUCAAUGCGAAGUACGCCAGCCGCCUUUCUUCUUCUCUGGCUUUUCAUCUCCCCUCGCUUGUCUUACUACCUUUCGCCGCAUUUUGCAACGUCACUUCAAUUCCGCCAUGGUCUAGUCUCGAUUUUCUUGUCCACAACUCGAUGUCGCGACGACCCAACACCUUUGCCUCACAUUGCCUCGCCAUUCAGAACCAAACCUCUAGAGCCGACACAGGCCACCAUGGCUACUGCGGCACUCCCCGCCGUAGUGCUCGCGGCGGCUACAAAUGACCCGGCGAUUGAAGCGUCUUUGAUGGACACGCAAGAUGCCUCUUCUACGUCGGCCGCACCGGCCCCCGGCCGACGCUUCACUGCUGCCGACCUCCCCCUUCCAUCAGCAACGCGCGCUGCCAUCGAUUCGCUCGCUCAUAGCUAUAAGAAGAAGGGUGGUUAUGAUGCUAUGCGGAAGGAAGUUUGGGACAAGUUCGCCGCCAGCGACUACGAGGCCCAAGUCACCAAGGCCAUUCUCGAAGUCGCCGAACAAGAAGUUGAAAAGCACCCUGGUCGAAUCCUCACCCUCGACCGUGGCAAGGCCGCCGCCCUAAUCGACGGCGCCCUCGAACGAUCAGGUGUCUACCAAAAGGCCCAGGAAGUCAUCACCCAGCUCAUCGACCGCGACGCCAUCCAACAAGGUAUCCGGGAGCUCCGCCGCGCCGACAUUGGAGACGAAGAAGCCGAAGCUGAGAGGAUCCGUGGCGCCAAAACGGACGAGGAGUACUACCAGGAGACCCUCGAGAGGCAGGCUGCACGUGAGCAGGAGCGCGAGAACCUGCGGAGGCUGGAGGCCGCCAUCGAGGAAGGGAAGCGUGAGAUCGCCCGUGAGGAGCGCAAGAGGCUUGAGAAGGAGCGUGAGAAGGCCGAGAUCAGACGCAGGGAGGAGCGGGAUGCCCGCCGCGCCGCACGCGAGGCCGCCGAAGCCCAGAGGGAGAAGGAGCGGGAAGAACGCCGGAAACUCCGAGAGCUCGAGAAGGCUCGCCAGGCCGAGAGACCACCACAGAGCCGUAGUCGCAGUCCAAGCCGACACCGAGAUCGUGGCCGGGAUCGUGACCGAGAUCGCGACAGAGAUAGAGACACGGAAAGGGACAGACACAGAGACAAAGACAGAGACAGAGACAGAGACAGAGAACGGCAAUCUCGCCACCUCGACGACAGUCGAGAUGGUGACCGCAGCCGGGAGAGGAGGGAACACGAGGACAGGGAGAGGAGACGUCGCGAUCGAGAGGAGGAACUGCGGAAGGCGAAAGAAGGCCUCUCCAAGGAACAGCUGGAACAGCUCGAGCAGGAGGCUCUGGCCGAUCUUCUGCGGGAAUGCGGCAACCCCGAGCCAAAGCAGCCCGAGUUGGAAAUCGACGAGGCACUCGCUCUCGCCCCGCCUCCAAGGAAGCUUGCCCGCGCUUCCGCCAUCAUGCCCCUCAAAAAGGACUCGCCCCGCGACUCUCCCAAGCUCUCCGACAAGCGCGCAGCCGAUUCGGCGGCCUCCAUCGCCACGCCGGACACUAAGAAAGACAAGGAGAAAGCUCACGGAACCGCCACGAAGCCUCCGUCUGAGCUCCCGAAGGAACGUCAUCGAGACAGCGACAGGGACCAAGAGGACGAAAAGGAUAAGCUCCGGGAUCGGACUCAUCAUCAUCGCCCUCGGGACGAUGGCGGUCCUUCCAGAAAAAACCACCGGUCGGAGUCACCACGACCCCGGCAUCGUUCUCGCGAAAGGACUGAGCGGCGGGAGAGGUCACGCUCAAGACACCGGCGGGACAGGGAGAAAGACAGGGUCAGGAGUAGGAGCAGGAGUCGUGCUACAGAACGACGUGAGAGGAGCCGCUAUGACCGAAGAGAUCGCAGCCGUGAACGCAGCCGCUCCCGCCAGCGCAACGACAGGUACGACCGAGAUAUGAGUCGUCCCCGUCGACACGAUCGCGAUCGGGCGAGAGACCGAGACAGAGACAGAGAUAGGCACAGGUCCCGCUCCCCACGCCACCACCGACUCGACCGUAGCCGCUCCGCCGCCACUACUAGCCGCCGCGAUCGAGACCGAGACCGGGAUCGCGACCGAAGGAGCCGUUCCCGUUCCCGUUCCCGUUCCAGUUCACACACUCGCUCCCGCUCCCGCUCCCACCGCCUCUCCUCGCGCCUCGACCACAAGGAAGAGCGCGCCUCGCACACACGCAUGGAUGAGGUCCGCCGGCGCGAGAAGGAAGCCAAGGCAUACCUCGCCGCCCAGCGCGAAGCCCGCGAAAAGGGCCUCCCUAUUCCCGGUAUCGACGACAAGCGGAAUGCUCUUAACAAUAACAACCACAACAACAACAACAACAACAACAACAACAACAAUAAUAAUAAUAACGCUGCCGUCGCCACUGCCGCGACCCCUGCAUCCGAACAUGCCGACGAUCGGUCCCCCGAGGCGAAACGCAAACGCGAUUUGGAGGAUAUUGACCGCUACGUGCCCCCCGGACGGGAUAAGGAACGGCCGCACGAUCUAGUCUCGAAACGGGACGAUCGCGAACAUGACCACGAGAGGGAUAGGAACAGGGAUAGAGACAGGGACGUGGACAGGGACCGGCAUCGAGACAGGUCUCGUGACCGCGAAAGGCGUGAUCGGAGGAGGAGCCGGUCGCCCAGCCGGACCCGGGACAGGGGCAGAGAUCGCGAUCGGGAUCGCGACCGCGACCGCAACAGAGACAGGCGAGAUCGUGAUCGUGAUCGUGAUCGUGACAGGGACAGAGAUCGGGACCGCCGCAGCCGGAGGGACAGGAGCACGAGCGUCUCGUCCCGCCGCGACAGGAGCCACAAGGACCGUUAGCUGACUCGGUUAGGACUAUGGCUCGAGGGUAUAUGUCUUAGUGGUGAUAGAACGAAUACGUGUAAGGGUUGGUACGCGCCUCAAUUGGUUACAAUUAGAAGAUAACGGGACAACAUCCACCUUACCGCCUGUCAAAACGCACCGGAAUCCAAGACUAUGUGAC
Messenger RNA from Sodiomyces alkalinus F11, 3110 nucleotides. RefSeq lists its product as hypothetical. The transcript is spliced from 2 exons. Bases 116 to 2947 code for a protein of 943 amino acids. The record is from RefSeq and is a predicted model, not a curated record. Lineage: Eukaryota; Fungi; Ascomycota; Sordariomycetes; Glomerellales; Plectosphaerellaceae.